GUCGUACAUUUCCAUUGUCCCCACCGAAGAGCGCGCACUGAGCUCUCCUCUGAUUGGUCCGCCUCACUCCAACGCGUGGGACGGUGUCUCUGCCAAGCCCAUCCUCCUCCUUCGUUUUCUACUUCUGUGAGUUCUAUCCCUCUCUGGAUCAUAAAGCAAUCAACACAAGAAAAAAUUCUCCAAAAACCUUUUCUUGGAAUUUUCAUUUUAUAUAUAAACCCCUCCAUCACCCAAAUUCAGAGCCUUUCCGACAACCCUCAACUCAACUCAACUCCCCUUCUCUUCUUUUAUUCUCUCUCUCUCUGUCACUCACUUUCCUAAAGAAAACAGAGCACUUUCAGAGCUGAGAUAGAAAGAAACAGUAACAGUAGCAGGGAUCAGGAGGAAUAGAGACAGAUUUCAAGCAUAUCUGUUGAUUGACUUUGGAGUCCCCAAAGGCAAAGGCAAGGCAGAAAAGAACAAUACCACCACCCAUCUCAGCUUUUGCUUUUGUUUACUUCUCUACUUGGUUGAAUUCAUUCAUAUUUUUGGUUUCCUUUCCCUGGUGGUUUCAUGGAUUCCCCUCAAUCUGUUGUGUCUCCAUUCAAAACCUCUGUUGUUUCUGAGCCUGAGAAGCCGAAAUCUGACUGUUUUGUUCGUGCCAACUCGGGACCAUAUUCUAAUGGAAUCGAGGCUGGUAGACAGGAAACCAAUGUUUCUAAUGUAGAGGACUUCAUUGGUGUUGUUGAGGUUUAUGUUCAUCAGGCCAGGGACAUACACAACAUCUGCAUUUACCACAAGCAGGAUGUUUAUGCUAAGCUGUGCCUGACUAGUGAUCCAGAACUUGCAGCAUCCACCAAAACCAUAAAUGGUGGUGGUCAGAAUCCAGUCUUCAAUGACAAGGUCCAGCUUAAUGUUCGGACUGUUGAUGCCUCUGUCAAAUGCGAGAUUUGGAUGCUGAGCAGGGUGAAGAAUUAUCUUGAAGAUCAGUUGCUGGGGUUUGCUUUGGUUCCUAUGUCAGAGGUGCUCAUCAAGAAUGGAAAGCUAGAGAAAGAAUUCCCUCUUUCCUCAACCGAUCUCUUUCAUUCCCCAGCAGGGUUUGUAAAAUUGUCUCUCUCUUAUUCUGGAGAUUUACCAGAGCUGAUGUCCUUGGCCGCAAAUCCCAUUAUGGAGGACACAGAGAUAACUGAUUCUAUUCCUUGUGAAGAAUUAGAUAAGAUGGAGUUCCCAGACCCGGACAUUGCCAAUGAAGACCAGAUGAUGGUUUCUGAGUAUAUUAAGAUCCCAUGUUCUGAGUUUGAGUCUCGGAGCUCUGAGAGCUUUGUUACUGCUGAUGGUGAAACUCAUGUCAGUUCUGAAGUGGAGGUUCAUGCUGCAGAAAGCUUCUCUACGGCUGCUUUUGGUUCUAUUCAGGCUCAGAAGCUUGACUCUCCCCCGAGCAGUGUGUCAACCAAUGGGGUUUCAUCCCCAUCAGUCCAAGCAAGCUCAGAGUCAUCUGAUGCUCCAGCAACUUCAGAAUCUCUGAAUCAGGAACAAGUUUCUGCCUCAAAAGAGAAAAGGGCGGAUCUUAAAGAUGGUGAAACUGGUUCAUCUGGUGAGGUGCCAAUUGACACAAUCUCAAAACCUGUCGUCACCGUCAACAUUCCAGAGCAAAAUGUGGUGCAGCAGGAUUUUGUAGAUAUGUACAUGAAAAGCAUGCAGCAAUUUACUGAGUCUUUGGCUAAAAUGAAGCUUCCUGUGGACAUUGAAUCACCAACCAGUUCAGGAAAUUCGAGCUCUGAUCAGAAUUUAGCUACACCAAAGACAAAUGGCUCCCGUGUGUUUUAUGGGAGUAGGGCAUUCUUCUAAGCUCCUAGUUCACUGGUUGAUAUGAAGACUCACAGGUGACUCUAGAUUUUAGAUCGAAGGCUAGUACUAGCUAGUAGUGAACUGUAAUAAUGUGUUCUAUGUAUUGUUGUGCUUUCCUUUGUAUGUUGCGGUGUUUUUAGAUGACUUGAAAUCUGCCUUGUACCUGUUUCACAACCUGCUGUUAGUAUAUAUGAACUAAUGUUACAUCUUCCCUCUUGCUCUUUGUGGCUACUUUUAAUCUUAACCUUUUCAUUAUUGUGAUAUCCAA
Molecule: messenger RNA, 2095 nt
Organism: Argentina anserina (silverweed cinquefoil)
Lineage: Eukaryota; Viridiplantae; Streptophyta; Magnoliopsida; Rosales; Rosaceae
Exons: 2
Coding region: 553-1827 (424 amino acids)
Source: RefSeq, a predicted model, not a curated record